AUGAUAUUUCCAUUGCAUUUAAAGACCAGGCGACCGUGCGCUGUUGUACUGUGCCCUACGAGGGAGUUGUGUGAGCAGGUUUUUCGAGUUGCGAAAUCAAUUAGUCAUCAUGCAUGGUUCAGGUGCACAAUGGUAAGUGGUGAUGGCCGUAUUAGGCCUCAAAAGGAUCCACUUAAUGACCCCAUUGAUAUGGUAGUUGGUACCCCUGGAAGGAUUCUUCAACAUAUUGAGGAGGGCAACCUGGUGUAUGGCGACAUCAAAUACUUGGUCUUGAAUGAGGCAGAUAUAAUGUUUGAUCGUGGCUUUGGUCCUGAUAUACGCAAUUUUUUGGCCCCAUUGAAACAUCGUGCAUCAAAGUCUGAUGGCCUAGGUUUUCUGACCGUCUUGGUAACCGCAACAAUGACAAAGACUGUGCAAAAGCUAAUUGAUGAGGAGUUUUAGGGCAUUGUACAUCUGCGAACAUCAACAUUGCAUAAAAAGAUUUCUUCUGCACAUCACAAUUUUAUUAAACUUUCAGGUUCUGAGAACAAGCUGGAAGCAUUACUUCAGGUACUUAUGCCAAUCCGAGCAAAAGGCUACAAGGUGAUGGUUUUUUGCAAUACUUUAGACUCUAACCGUGCGGUGAAUCACUACCUUAUUGAAAAUAUGAUUCCUACUAUCAACUACCAUGGGGAAGUACCAGCAGAGCAAAGGGUUGAAAACCUCAAUAAAUUUAAGAAUGACAUUGAUGAUUGUCCAACAUUAGUUUGCACAGACUUGGCCACUAGGGGUCUGGACUUGGAUGUAGAUCAUGUUGUUAUGUUUGACUUCCCCUUGAACUCUAUCGAUUACCUUCAUCGGACUGGUAGAACUGCUCGUAUGGGUGCAAAAGGGAAAGUAACCAGUUUGGUUACAAAGAAGGACUUGAUCUUGGCCACUAAAAUAGAGGAGGCAAUGAGGAAGAAUGAGAGUUUGGAGGCUAUCAUGAAAGAAGGAGUACGAAGGGAUAUAGCCAGGACCCAAGUUAAUGGGCAGAGUGGGAAGGACAAAAAAUUAGUUAAAGUUUCUAAAGUUAAGAACAAUCCUGGUGGACGUGCCAGUUUAGGGAAUAAAUGA
Arachis stenosperma is the source of this 1095-nucleotide messenger RNA. Its product is annotated as DEAD-box ATP-dependent RNA helicase 39-like. The record is from RefSeq and is a predicted model, not a curated record. The transcript has 10 exons. Gene Ontology annotation, molecular function: ATP binding; nucleic acid binding. Lineage: Eukaryota; Viridiplantae; Streptophyta; Magnoliopsida; Fabales; Fabaceae.